AUGGCUGAUUGCAUUCAUGUGGCCCUCAUGAGCGGAAAGCGCGUGAAAAUCGCAGCAAGCACCGAGACCUCGCUUGAGGAGGUGAAGUUGCGUGCACAAGAUGCACUUGAAACCGGGAGGGGUGUCUUGGUCAACUCUCAGGGCAGGUUACUUGCGCUGAAUCAAACUGUUGGUGAGGCUGGCGUGAAACCAGGAGAUUUCUUGACGUUGAAUAUACGGCCGAGUGCGGUCGAGGCGAUCGCCUCAACUGGUGUGAGAGGGGAAGCACUCGCUGCCAUCAUGAGCAAUGAGUCCGUGGUGACCUGGGGUGACCCAAUGCGCGGCGGCAGCAGCUCUCCCGUCCAGGAGCAACUCAAGAAUGUGUGGCAGGUCCAGGCCAACAUGCAUGCCUUUGCUGCCAUCCUGACCGACGGAUCAGUAGUGACUUGGGGCAGGGGCGUUUUUGGUGGCGACAGCAAUGAAGUCAAGGAGCGACUCAAGCACGUGCGACAGAUUCAUGCUACGGAGCGGGCCUUUGCUGCCAUUCUGGAUGACGGGUCCGUGGUGACCUGGGGUGCUGCUGAUGGUGGGGACUCCAGCCACGUCCAGGAUCAGCUCAAGAACGUGCAGCACAUCCAGGCUGCUGAGGCGGCGUUCGCCGCGAUCCGGGACGAUGGAUCGGUGGUUUCUUGGGGUGAAGGUGGCGACUGCAGUAGUUCUAUCCAAGACCAGCUCAGGAAUGUACGUGCAAUCCAGGCGGCCCCCUACGCGUUCGCUGCCAUCAGGGAGAAUGGAUCGGUGGUGACCUGGGGAAAUCAACGACAAGGCGGUGAUAGCAGCAGUGUGCAGCAGCAUCUCAGGAAUGUACAAAAGAUUCAGGCAAACAGCCAUGGCUUUGCCGCAAUCCUGGACACUGGAUCGGUGGUGACUUGGGGCGACCCGGAAAAAGGCGGCGACAGCAGUGCCGUCCAGCAGCAACUCAAGCAUGUGCAACAUAUUCAAGCUACAGAGUGUGCAUUUGCCGCUAUCCUGGGCGACGGGUCGGUGGUGACGUGGGGUUCCUCCGAUUUCGGCGGUGAUAGCAGAGCUGUGCAGGAGCAGCUGAAGAAUGUCAAGCAGAUACAAGCCACCAGCAGCGCUUUUGCUGCUCUCCUUGCAGAUGGAACUGUCGUUGCUUGGGGUGAUCCUGAAACUGGCGGCGACAGCGGCACCGCCGCAGAGCAGUUGAGAAACGUGCAGCAGAUGCAGUCGAACUGCCUUGCAUUCGCCGCCAUUCUGGACAACGGGAGUGUGGCUACCUGGGGCAGUGCAGACGAUGGCGGCGACUGCAGCGCUGUCCUGGAGCAACUGAGGAACGUGCAACACAUCCAGUCUUCGAGGGGUGCCUUUGCUGCAAUCCUGGCCGAUGGUUCGGUGGUGACUUGGGGCGAUUCCCUCACUGGUGGCGACUGCAGCCACGUCGCAGAGCGGCUCAAGGGCAAUUUUGCGGGUUAG
This is a messenger RNA of Symbiodinium natans, 1473 nucleotides long. The record is from the annotation of a GenBank genome assembly. Lineage: Eukaryota; Dinophyceae; Suessiales; Symbiodiniaceae.